Fopius arisanus is the source of this 717-nucleotide messenger RNA. Lineage: Eukaryota; Metazoa; Arthropoda; Insecta; Hymenoptera; Braconidae. The record is from RefSeq and is a predicted model, not a curated record.
AUGGCAUUGCUAUCGAAUAUUCCCAGCAUGUACCAGUCAUCGUCCUCGGAGAUGCUGAUGCCGGGAUACCCUGGAGCUAGAGGAUACGAGCCCCUCUAUCCAUCACCCUACAAUUCACCGGAUUAUGAUCACAUGUCGGGGACCUACAACGAGCACAAUCAUCAGGAUCCCAUGAUGACACCCAGGAGGAACAUCGAGUGCAAUGACAGCUACAGCGGUGAUAAUUGUCAAGAGUACGUCGUAAACGAUGGAUAUGAGAGAGAGCCCUAUGGAAUUCUCACACCAGUCACACCGCAGAGUUCCGUGGAGGAGAACUCUAUGGAUUAUCAAGCCCCUGUUUAUUGCUACGAGGGACAGGACCUGGGGUACACCCUAAAACACGAGAGGAGUCAAGAAGUUGUCGAUGAAUCCAGGAAAAAUUAUUGGGACACCCCUACACCGGUACAGGAUUCACCGACGUCAAGCCCUCGACGGGGCAGACGGCGAUCCCGCGAUGUCCCGCCAUCACCAGGUGUUCUAAAACGUCGAAGACUAGCAGCAAAUGCCCGAGAACGUAGACGAAUGAAUGGUUUGAACGAUGCAUUCGACAAACUGAGAGAAGUGGUACCAAGUCUCGGUGCUGAUCACAAAUUGAGUAAAUUUGAGACCCUCCAGAUGGCCCAGACCUACAUCGCCGCCCUGUGCGAUCUCCUAGAGCGACACGACAGCGAGAAUUGA